This is a messenger RNA of Baudoinia panamericana UAMH 10762, 3515 nucleotides long. RefSeq names its product glycoside hydrolase family 78 protein. Lineage: Eukaryota; Fungi; Ascomycota; Dothideomycetes; Mycosphaerellales; Teratosphaeriaceae. The transcript has a single exon. The coding region runs from base 492 to 3314 and encodes 940 amino acids. Gene Ontology annotation, biological process: carbohydrate metabolic process. The record is from RefSeq and is a predicted model, not a curated record.
UCCUCAGAUCCCACCUGAGCGGUCCCUCCCGGCAAGGCGUGCAGCUCUCGAACGCUCUGUAGCUGUGCUGCCUCCGUUAACUCUCCUGGACCACACCAAGUUCAGAUAACCGCAUUGCCAUUUGCAUGCCGAAUCGUACAUACUAUUCCGGCAUGGCAAGAUUAAGCGUGGGUUGAAAGAUGCCACCAGCGCGAAGCCAACAUGUACUGCUCGAAGUCUCAUCCCCUUUCCCUGUGUACCAGCAUAGUUCAUCAGCAGCUGCACAGAACCGCAAAUGGGGCCAACGGAAGGGCGAGUAACUAUCUCGCCUUCAAUGCCAAGCAACCUCUCGGGUAGUAUUGACGCGAGCGCCGAGACACCAUGACCUACCGUACCUUAGCAUUACGCGCAAGCUCACAGCCAUAUAAGCUGUCUGGCAACAUAGUGCUGCUCAACAUGCAUACACUUGGGCUUGUCGAAUCACGUGUGCAAGCGUCAUAACUUUGAAGACGAUGUCCCAGCCCAGUCUCUCUAAGCCAACCUUUGAACAUCACCAUAGCGGCCUAGGCCUUGAUUGCGCGCGUCCGCGCAUCUCAUGGCGCUUCACAUGGCCACAACAGGCCGCACCACCCUCGGCAUGGAGUCAGACACGAUACGAAAUCGAGGUCUUGCUCGAUGGCGACCACAGUGCAAAUGUCUUCAAAGUUGAGAGCUCGCAAUCGGUACUAGUGCCGUGGCCAACAGCAGCUUUGCUUCCGCAGCAAUCGGCGACUGUACGUGUCCGAUGCUUUGGCGGGCGUGAGAGUGACGACCAUGAAGGGAGCACGGAAUGGUCUGAAAGCGCGCAAGUCGAGACAGCACUACUAAAGCCGGACCUGUGGAAAGCCCAGUUCAUCACAUCAGCUUCCCGUAGCCAUCCCCCAACUGGACCCCUUCGUCCACUGCGUUUCAGGAAGACCUUCGACUUGCCCGCUUCAGGGAGUAAAGUACUCAAGGCCCGCUUAUACAUAACCGCUCUUGGGGUUUUCGAUGUUUAUGUAGAUGGCGUACGUGCGACUGAUGAGUUACUGGCGCCUGGUUGGACGAGUUACAAGCACCGCCUGACUUAUCGGACGAUGAAUGUCACGAGCCUUUUGCAGAAAUCGACCGGCAAGCACGCGCUCUGCGUCGAGGUGGCCGAAGGUUGGUAUUGCGGACGACUCGGAUUCUUGGGAGGCCAGCGAUAUUUGUAUGGCCACACUAUGGCGCUACUAGCACAGUUGGAAGUUACACUCGACAAUGGCGAGGCUGAGCCGCUCAGAAUAUGCUCAGAUGAUACCUGGCGAUGUGCCGACAGUGCGAUAGAACGUAGCGAGUUCUACGAUGGGGAGACGUACGAUGCGAGGCAAGAAUGGAAUUGGAAUUCCGCUCUAGCUUCGCAGGAUGAUCGCUGGCGCGGGACUCGGAAAAUUAGUUGGCCAGAAACGAAGCUGGUUUGCCCUCAAAUGCCUCCUGUCAGAGUCACGGAGACACUACAACCAAAGGAGAUCUUCAAAACUCCUAGUGGAAAGACUAUUGUUGAUUUCGGGCAGAAUAUGGUGGGGAAAGUACUCAUAAAGUCGAUGCGUGUGCCUAAGAACCACACGGUCACACUACGACAUGCCGAGGUCAUGGAGCACGACGAACUCGGGACACGCCCACUACGACAAGCCCAAGCUGAAGAUACGUAUAUCUCGUCCGGUGAAGAGUGCAAGGACUGGACACCGGCGUUCACAUUCCACGGCUUCCGCUACGUCCAGAUUGACGGCUGGGAGCCUACAGAAAGUGAGAUCGCUGCGGUAGUGAUGAGCAGUGACAUGCCACGUCGUGGUUGGUUCUCCUGCUCCAAUUCCUGGGUCAACAAAUUGCACGAGAAUGUGUUAUGGUCCAUGCGUGGUAACUUCCUCUCGAUCCCCACCGACUGUCCUCAGCGAGACGAGCGGUUGGGAUGGACAGGCGACAUCCAGGUCUUCGCGCCUUCGGCCUGUUUCCUUUACGACACAACGAGUUUUCUUAGCAGCUGGCUCGAAGACGUCAUGGCGGAGCAGCUGGAGGAAGGAAAAGGAGGGAUACCACCGCUUGUCGUACCCAUCAUUCCGCUAGGGAACUGGCCACACAUGCCCCAAGCCGUCUGGGAUGAUGUCACCGUGCUCACGCCCAUGGAUGUCUUCAGCUAUUCUGGGGACACCGCGAUACUCGAACGCCAGUUGCCGAGUAUGCAGGCUUGGCUCGACGAAGCUAUUGACCGUGGCGAGGACGGCCUGUGGACGCGAGAUCGUUGGCAACUGGCCGAUUGGCUUGACCCUGGGGCUCCGCCGGAGGAUCCUGGUGCCUCCCGCACGGACAACGUAUUGGUGGCUGAUGCGUACCUUAUCCACGUCACGCGAACCAUGGCAACAGUGUGCUCGCAGCUCGGAAGGACAGAACUAGCGCAGAAGUACACGGCGGAUUCCGAGCGACUGCGUUCUCAUUUCCAACACAAAUACAUCACGCCUGCCGGGUACUUGAUGAGCAACACUCAGACCGGCCUAGCGCUCGCGAUUCACUUCGAUCUCUACCCUUCUACAACCCAACUUGCCGUAGCAGCAAAAGAACUCGCAACACAAGUGCAAUCCGCCAAAUUCCACAUCAGCACCGGCUUCGCCGGCACGCCAAUAAUCAGCCAUGCCUUGACCGAAACCCACCAGACACAGCUAGCAUACCGUAUGCUGCUGGAAACUACGUGCCCUAGCUGGCUAUACCCUAUCCGGAUGGGCGCAACCACGAUCUGGGAGCGCUGGAAUUCGAUGCUAGAAGACGGUUCGGUUAAUCCGGGCGAGAUGACGAGUUUCAAUCAUUAUGCCUUGGGCUCGGUAGCGGACUGGCUGCACAAGACCGUUGGGGGCAUAUCACCCGCUGAGCCAGGGUGGAGGGUGAUAAGGGUACGACCUGUGCCUGGUGGGAAUCUGACACACGCCGCGGUGUCGUUCGAGGGACCGUAUGGGUUGGUGAGUUGCUCUUGGAAGCUUACCUCGAAGGCCGGACCGGUCCAAGACGGGUCCUCCUCCUCCGCUGCGGCGGAGAGCUAUGCUUUCGAAAUGGAACUGACCGUGCCACCUAACUCGAGUGCCGUUGUGACACUGCCGUCGGAGCUAAAGCGUUCGCUGUCCGAUUCGGGCGAGGAGACGCAGACCGUGGUCAAAAGCGGCAGACAUGUCUUUACUUGCGAGUGGGAGCCAGCGCCGUGGCCUCCCAAGGCGCUGUUGUCCGCUGAUUUGAGGCCUGGGCAACCGACCAUAGCGGACGGGCCGUUAGAGGUGUGGAAGCCGAGUCGGUAGGAGACGGAUAUCCUGCGGUGAGUAGACGUCAGCUGCUUGGUUAGCUUUUGGGAACGGACCCGUAGCAAGAUAGAACGAGGAGAUAGUGCCGACACUUGCAGUCGAAUUGGAAGAUGCUGACGAUUGAAGUUUCGCUAUGCAGUCCGAGUGCCCUGCUGUUGUGACCCUUUGGCCAUCCUCCGUUGAACACUGAAUAUAGAG